AUUGCAGGUUCACUGGGACAGAUGGGCAGGGAUGGAGGCUGACUUCCUUCCGAGGAGUCGGGAGGUGACACGGAGCAGGGUCCUACUAGAGUGCCCUCUGGGCUGGCAGUGGUACCUGGGGGAUCGAGUGACUCGACAGUCACUUGGUCUUCCAGCGUUCGUGGUUCCUGGGCUGCUUCCUCCACGCUUGCAGAGGACUGAGUCCUACACUCGCGCUGAGCUUGAGCUGUUCACCGUGCCGGACACAGAUCUGGAGAGGCACCUUCGACGCUCCUUGGACUACGCAGCUUAUGCAGAUCGGUACUUGGCGAGGAGCCUGGGGGUGGAGGAGGAGUUCGAGAGACGGGUAGCCGGAGUGGGAGCUUGGAGGGACGAGAGCGGAGCGCGGAGCCGCGGUGGUCGCUCUGCACGGGGUCGGGGACGAGGUGCUAGAGCCCCUGCUGGUGGGCAAGGUGCAGGUACUGGAGGUAGGGGAGAGGGGAGCACGAGGGUUCCAGAGACUGCGGAAACUUCAGCACCACCGGCGUUGCCGACGCUGAAGUGGACUAUAGGCGUGACGAGUUCGUCGGGCACACGGGAGGUGAUCGACGUGCCACGUCUCCCACAGCCGCCGAUGCGGUUUCCUGCUCAGGUGCCGCGAGAGUGGGCUGAGCAGGCCAUGAUGCUGAUGGUGGGGAUGCGCCACCUCUUGAAGGACUGCGCUAAGGGGAGAGCCCUUCAGACGAGACCUGCCCCUGUGACUGCUUCUCCUGUGUCCACUCAGGUGCAGCCACGACGUUCAGCUAGGACGCGUCCGCAGGGCACCACGAGCCCUCCCGUUCCUGCCAGCACGCGAGGUCGGGAUGCAGGACGUGUGCCACAGCCUGCUGCGGGUGCGGGACGGUUCGAGGUUUUGCCUCGGGAGGCGUCUCAGCGGAGACCAGCUCGUGUGGAGCCGGAGGAGUCAGAGGAGGGGACAGAGGAGUCCUCCGAGUCACGUGUUCUGGUGACGUCGGACUCGAGUACUGCUUCUGGUUCUCCUAACGACGACGGUGAUGACGAGCCCGAGAGUUCUGAGUCCGAGGGACCACGACCGAGCAAAAUUCGACGAGUCUGA
Rhododendron vialii is the source of this 1096-nucleotide messenger RNA. RefSeq lists its product as uncharacterized. NCBI's taxonomy places the organism in Eukaryota, Viridiplantae, Streptophyta, Magnoliopsida, Ericales, Ericaceae. Bases 32 to 1096 code for a protein of 354 amino acids. The record is from RefSeq and is a predicted model, not a curated record. The transcript has 3 exons.